CCAAUGCUGCUGUCCGGCUCCAAGCCACAGCGACGUCACGCGCGCUUCGGGGAGGGCGUCAGUGCGCCGUCACGGGCUCUUAAACGCUGUGUGGCGUGUUUGACCGAGUGGAGAGAGUUUGAGAUCCCCACUUUGCAGAGCGCAUGUGGACUGCCAGCCUGUCCGGGACUGAGCGCACGAUGAAGAGGAGCGACAGGAGGACAGAUUCCUUUUCUGAUCUGUAAGAUGAGAGCCCCGGCGCUGAGGCCGAAGAGUUCAGGAGGAUUUGUAAAGGGAAGAUUAACAGUUCACGAAGGAGAAAUGUCCACAACUGCAACUCCAACCAUCCCCUCCUUCCAGCUGACAUCUGAUCAACUCACAGUGGUCGCUGCGUCCUUUUCCUCUCUGGUGUUCUUCGUGGUUAUCGUGGUGCUGCUGUCCAUCAUCUACCGCAAGGAUCCUCAGUGCUGCAGACUGUUUUCCUAUCAGGGGCCACAUGCAGAUAUGGGUGCUCCCUCUCAGUACUACAGCAGCAGGCAGACGCUGGUGCCAUCUCCUUUUCUCGAGCAGACACAGAUCACUGAUGACAGCAGCACUCAGCAGGCAGGUCAGCUGUUCUACGUCGGCCUGCCCUCCAGCUACAGCCUGCCUGUGCUGGAAGGCCCCCUGCCGAGGCUCCCCUCCUAUGAGAGCGUCCGAAAGAAGGACCGCCAGAGGCAGAUCCACAUGAUGAUCGCAGACCGGUUUGGUCUCAAUGGACCCAUUGUGACUGAGCCUCCUCCAACAUAUGAAGAGAGCAUCCGUCAGUCGUUGGAGCUGCCGUACGACAUCCUCUCAUCCAGCCUGGACAUCCCCUCUGCUCAGAGUUUCUACACCAACACUAGAGCCGUCGUUCAGACUAACACAGCGCUUCCAGUUAACUUUGAGGCCGCCAACAACACCGUCCUACCCGUGUGACGCCGAUCAAGCCAUCAAGCUUUCUGGUGAAUGUGAAGCAGAACUGCGAUAUUUAACGUAACGCAGAUGCAGUUACUAAAUCGACUGGAUCCUUAACACUUGUGUACAAGAUGAUUCUGAUACCUCAAAACUGACAGAGCUAAUGUUGAUCAUGAGCUGGAAGGCAACCAUACAAGGAGCCGCACACCCUGCAGGGAAGGACACGUUUGAAUGUUAAAAAUACUUUGUGACAUUUACUGUGCUCUAACGUGCCCGUGAGUUUGAAAACAGAAACACUGAAUACUCAUAAAACUAAGGUGGCUGGCACAUCUCGAACAGGGCAGGGAAGAGGAGAUCUCUGGACUACAGAACUGAAAUAUACCAAAAAAAGGGAACGACUAUUUACUUUGUUGGUUACAGUGACGUGUAUUAAAUUCUGUUAAUGGACUUAUGUUUUCACAGUUAGCUCUUCUCAUUUAUUCUGAUGUCCCCGAACUGGAAACCUCAUUGUGUGGUUUUUAAAGAGUUUGUUUAGUAGCUGCCGCAAAGCGGGCUUCUUUACCCCGCUGAGGCGAUGCAACGCUGCUCUAGCUUGAGGGCUGCAAGGGGGAGAAUAAAAAAGGUGCUAAUGAGAGUGCCUUUCAUGGAAUUGAAACUAGACAUUCAUUACAAAACCUUUGUCUUUACCCCAUCUUUUGAUUUUUUCUAUUUACACACCAGAUCUUAUGUCUUAAUGUUCUGUGCGUUAUUUUCUCUUACUUUCCAUGUGCACGUGUCGUAUGUUUGCCCUGCAUAUGUCUCGUACUGUAUUUAUUGAAGAAAGAUAACUGACAUCUUGUUAUU
Messenger RNA from Neolamprologus brichardi, 1758 nucleotides. RefSeq lists its product as uncharacterized. The record is from RefSeq and is a predicted model, not a curated record. Lineage: Eukaryota; Metazoa; Chordata; Actinopteri; Cichliformes; Cichlidae.